AGCACCAUGUCUGCUCCAGGAUAUUCCAAAAGAAAUACUACUUCUUAGUGAAUUUAUAUUUUUUCAUACAUGCACAAAUACAGUCAGAACUAGAUGAUGCAUGGUAGAGAAUGUGGAGAUAAUUAAUGAAUAUUUUUAUUUUUGACCUUUGAAAUUGAAAAGCCUCACAAUGUCAUUUUUAAAUAACCUAUAUCUAUCUAUCUUAGCAUCCAACUUUUCUUCUUACCUUUUCGGCUUAGUGUGUCAAGCCUAGAGAAUUUCCACUACACACUGACAUGCAGAUGUGUGUUGUCAUGCUGCUACCCUUGUUUGGUUGUUUCUUUACUUUGGAUUUUAUUUUUGGUUGAUAUUCAUAUUUUCUAAACAUUGGGCUUUGAAAUUUGGUAUCCUUCUUAGAAGACAAUUUUUCCACAGGAGGAAUCCUGUUCCUUAGGAUGUUGAAUUACAUCUUAGCAUUGAGUACCACACUUUCUUUGCCCAGAAAACAUGUUGAGUUGUGUGGAUUUAUCUGGUGGCUGUAGACAUGACAUUGUAAGUACAUAGCAAUAUGUCCAGGUAUGGAAUUUUGUACUAAUGCUGUAAAAUGAUGUCUUUUUGGGGAUUUAAAACUAAAGUUGCCUGUGGAUAUAAGGAUAUAUAGAAAACUGUUCGAAAUGACAUGCCUUCAGAGACGUUGCCAAAGAAGGAGUGCCUCUGGGUUCACUAAUUCUUAGACUUUAUGUAUCAGACCAGGUUAAUGCAUUGGGAAUUAGUUUUCCUCAUUUAAAUGGUAUAUGAUUCUUUUAAUAAAAAAAAUGAAAUAUUCAGUCAUGUCUGCGGGAAACAAGGAUAUAAUGCCCUAGGAUAUUCUAAGUCCUGAUAAGCUUUAUAUUUAAAUGCGGUGGUACAAUCAUCAGUUGUGUUAGCUGUGAUUUUGAUAUGAACAGUCCAUCAUGAUGAUGAUGAGUAAAAUAAUAACUAUACUAAUGGUCCAGGGGACUAUUUCUAAGCACAUAACAAUGUAAAAAUUACUUUUGAAAAAACCCAGAUUUUCAUCUGACAAGAGGCAAGAUGGCGACAGGUGGCAGAGCCGCGGAGGAUCUGCAGCGGGGCCGGCUGCAGAUGCCGCUCCCCGCGCAGCCUAUGGCCCAGGCUGAGGAAGCCCAGGGCACAGGAGAGAAGAUGGGCUGGGCGCAGGUAGUAAAGAACCUGGCGGAGAAGAAGCACGACUUCCGCGAGCAGUGGCGGGGAGAAGAAAGGGGCAGAGGUGCAGGCGGCAGGCUGGGCAGCCCCGCGGGCCUGGCCGCUCCGAACCCCGGCAACUUCCCACCUGCCGGCCGCGGGGACCCAAGGGGCUGCGGGAGAGACCCUGCGGGCUACGCGGCAGAAGCUUGCAGGAUGAAGGGAGCUGGAGACGCGAAUCAGAGGAAGAUGGCCCAGGUGGCGGUGGCAGCGGCGGCCAUGGCGUCCCCUGCCAGGCCUGGCGCGACCAAAGACGCAACUGCAGGGCGCCCACUCCAGGAUGAGCCUCCAGCCGCCAGGCCGGGUAAGGGCCGCUUCCUUGUGCGCAUCUGUUUCCAGGGAGAAGAGAGUGCCUGUCCGACCCGGGAUUUCGUGGUGGGUGCGCUCAUCCUGCGCUCCAUCGGCAUGGACCCCGGGGACAUCUAUGCUGUCAUCCAGAUCCCCGGCAGCUGCGAGUUCGAUGUGAGCUUCAGAUCUGCAGACAAGCUUGCCCGGUUUCUCCGCAUCUAUGAGGAAAAGCGGGAGCUGGACGACUGCUGGGAGAACUUUGUGGUGUUGGGGCGGAGCAAGUCCAGCUUGAAGACCCUCUUCAUCCUCUUCCAGAAUGAGACCGUGAAUGUGGAGGACAUCGUGACCUGGCUCAAGCGCCACUGCGAUGUGCUGGCCUUGCCAAUGAAAGUGACUGACAGGUUUGGGAUCUGGACUGGGGAGUACAAGUGCGAGAUCGAGCUGCGCCAGGGGGAGGGUGGACUGAGGCACCUGCCUGGGGCCUUCUUCUUGGGAACAGAGAGGGGCUACAGUUGGUACAAGGGGCAGCCCAAGACCUGCUUCAAAUGUGGUUCUCAGAACCACAUGACUGGCACCUGCACGCAGGACAGGUGUUACAGGUGUGGGGAAGAGGGGCACAAGAGCCCUUACUGCAGGAAGGUCAUCAUGUGCAACCUCUGUGGCAAGAGAGGACACGUGUUUGCCCAGUGUCCCAAAGCAGCUCAAAAUUCCGUGGCAGAUCACCUCACAGGCGUGGCGGGGCGCUGAAUGUGUGCCUGCCUGCCGGGGUGAACACACAGCCAUGUUACCCUUCUUAAGUGCCAAAACUUUUUUUUUAAGACCAUUUUUCUCUUUUUCGACGGAGAUAUUUCUAAAACUUAACAGAGACAUUCUCUCUAUGCCUUUUAAAACCACGUGUGCUCCUUUUCAUCCUGUUUAAAAAGAACUAUUCAAAACUGUAGUGUGCAGAUGAGAUAUGUUGCCUGUCCCCCCACCACCACCACCACCUUUUUUCUUCUGUUUUACAUUAGUUUUGGUACUUUCUUCAACACCCUGUCUGCCUCUGUAAAUUUACUAAGUCCCUCUUCAUCCACGUCUCAUCAGAAGAUGUUUGCCCUUCGGGCUGCCUUGCUCAUUUUUAUGCCUCAUCCCCUGGGUACAGGGCCCAGUGCUGGAUAGGCAUUCAACCAAGUGUUUAUUGAAUUGAAAAUGUCGUCGACUAGCUCUGUCUAGAGUGCCUACCUUGUGCAGCUCUCCGCUGGGAUCUUUUCAUUUGUGGCUUCUAUGUGAUAUGAAAAUUUGUGAAAACCGUGUUGCUGGAAGUGUGUAAUCUGAAAACUAUCUCUUUUGUGACAGCUCAUUGUGGCUCAGAAGCCUUAUUUCUGUAGGAUCGUGGAGCCUAGGCAGUUCUGCUGGGAAAGACCCAAGAGGUCGUUUUUGUUGCAUUUUCUUUGGGGGAGCUUGCUUUUGUUUUGUGUAUUGAUUUGAGACAGGGUCUCACUGUGUAGCCCUGACUGGUUUGAUACUGGCAGCAUUCCUGGACCAGCCUGGCUUCAAACUGACAGUGAUCCUCUCACCUCUGCCUCCCUGAAGGAUGUUUUAAAUUAAUCCCUUGGUUUUCCAGCAGAUGAAAUGAAUCCGAAGUUAAAUGACUGGGUCAAAGUAAACAGCGGUGUGGUGCCUCAGACUGUCCACAGUAGAGUCCACUGUCCCCAUGCCUGGUGCUCAUCCCACUACCUCUCACACUUCACAACAGUCUCCUCAACAAUGGUGGGCCAAGUAAGUCUCUCUCCAGGCUGAUGGUCCCAGCAUGAAGCUGAGACACCAUCCCCUGAAAGAACAGAAGGAGAAGCUUGUCUUGCCACUUCAUAUUAAGGGACCUAGGGAAAGGACCAGCGAACACACUCCAAGCUGCAUGCAUGCAUCAGUCCUUGGAGUGAGUACCACAUCUUAAAUGUUCCACUGUCAAUGUCAGCAGUGAGAAAUGGUUGUGCUCAGGAAAGAAACUUGCCAGACUUUUACAUUUACACCUCUGCCUCAUCUACUAGGAACCCCAGAGAAGUUAGAGAGAGCUGAUUUGAAACCUUUGACCUCUGACGCUCAGGAGAAAGGUGGUUUUAACCCAGAAGCAUGAGUGAGCUGUAAACUGGAAAAUGUUCUUGGGGAAACAGGCCAAGGGAUAGGGCCUGGGUCAACUAAGUGUUACCAAGUUAAAGUGAAAGACAGUAAGCUGCUUUUUUCAGUUUUUGUCUUCUCUUUGCAGUUUUGCUAUUUUCUUGUGGCUUAGAAUGUAAGACCAGAUGUUCAGAUUUGUUCUCAAUAAAUAUUUAUCUUUUUUGCCCAUGAAAAAUGUUGAGUUGUGUGGAUUUAUCAGGUGGCUAUAGACAUGACAAUGUAAAUACAUAGCCAUUUCUGCAGGUGUGGAAUUUUGUAAUAGUGUUGUAAAAUGAUGUCUUUUUUGGAGACUUAUAACUAAAAUUGACUGUGGGUAUAAGGAUAGAUACAGAGAAAACUGUUUGAAAUGACAUACCUUCAGAGAUGUUGCCAAAGAAGGAGUGCCUCUGGGUUCCCUAUUUCUUAGCCUCAUGUAUCAGGCUAGGUUAAUACACGGGGAAUUAUUUUUCAUCAUUUCAAGGACAUAUGUUUCUUUUAAUCUAAAAAAAUUUGAAAUAUCAGCCAUGUUUGCGGGAAACAAGGACAUAUAAUAUCCUAGGAUAUGCUAAGUCCUGACAAGUUUUUACAUUUAAAGGCGGUAGUGCAAUCAUCUAUUCUGCUAGGAUGUUUUUCAUUGUGUUAGCUGUGAUUUCCCUAUGAACAGUGCAUGAUGAUGUUGAGUAAAAUAAUUGCUAUAUUAAUAGUUCAGUGGACUGUUUCUAACAACAAAACAAUAUAAAAAUUAGUUUAGAAAAGUAGAUUUUCAAGAAGAAUGAGGAUAGAAUGUAAUUUAAUGGAAUUUUCAAGUUUUAUUUACAGGAGACUCCUCAGAAUUGAUCACUUUUAGUAUCUAUUGUGAUGAAAAAAAAAAAAAACAGAGACACUUGAUAUAUGCUUAGGUUUUAUUUAAGCAUUCUGAAAUCCAGUGCUGAAACUGAACGAGUACAAGCACGAAUUCAUAGGUAUGGAAAGAUACCGAGUAGUUGCUUACAUUAGGGAACACAAGUGUGUUCUUUGACAAGUAUCUCUUAUGUUGUUUUCACUUAUUUGCUUCUAAUAAAAAAGCCCAGUAGAAGAGUCCAUCUGCCAUCUGGCAGCUUGGAU
Peromyscus californicus insignis is the source of this 4746-nucleotide messenger RNA. RefSeq names its product zinc finger CCHC domain-containing protein 3-like. The record is from RefSeq and is a predicted model, not a curated record. Gene Ontology annotation, molecular function: RNA binding; double-stranded DNA binding; zinc ion binding. Gene Ontology annotation, biological process: positive regulation of RIG-I signaling pathway; detection of virus; defense response to virus. Gene Ontology annotation, cellular component: cytoplasm. The transcript has a single exon. NCBI's taxonomy places the organism in Eukaryota, Metazoa, Chordata, Mammalia, Rodentia, Cricetidae. The coding region runs from base 1051 to 2256 and encodes 401 amino acids.